GUGCCCACCUUAUCUUUUGUUCUUCUUCACUUUUUUAUGCACCGCUGAAGAAUGGUCGAGUUCUUUAGGGUUUAUUGUUCACCCGCCCACAAGUGGUGAGUUAACGUUUAUUGCAGUCAGGAUGACGGACGUUAUGCGGGAUAUGAUCGCGCAAUUGAUGGGCAGUCAAAAGGAGGGCGAAGAGGGAAGAGAUUUGGUACCAUACAAUCAUCCCUCCGUCUGCCGAGCUUAUCUUAUCGGGUGCUGUCCGUAUGAGUUAGUACCCGACAGCAGGCUACAAGGUCUUGUCUCAUGUAGGAAAACCCAUGAACCUGCACACAAGGCAGAUUUUCUCGCAGCUCAAAAGGAAAGAGAUCACUAUUACGAUGUAGAUGCUUUCGAUAUACUCGAAAAUGCAAUACGCAUAGUUGACAAUGAAAUAUCACGCAUAAAAGACAAGCUAGACAGAGAAGCACGUGAACAGACUGAUAGCGCUGAAGCUGUGAAGACACAGCGCAUAAAUGACCUUAGCGAACAGAUCAGCAAAGCUGUCACAGAAAUGGAAGAAUUGGGCAAUAUGGGCAAGGUUGAGGAGUCGAUGAAAUUGUCGAAAACUGUUGAAGACCUAAGAGCGCGCAAGGCUGAACUCGAGAGUCAAACUGACUUCCGCCUUGCCGGGCCUGGUUCAAAUGCCGCUAGACUUCGCGUAUGUGAAGACUGCGGUGCCCAGUUAAAUAUUAUGGACCAUGAGUCCCGUAUCGCUGAUCAUUUUGGCGGGAAAAUGCAUUUGGGAAUGGUCGAAUGUCGUGAAAAAUAUGCGGAGAUGAAGGAGACUAUUGAACAGCGCCGGAAAGAGCGCAGAGAGAAAGGUCUUGAUGCAGGACCAAGAUUCCCAGAAAGAAGGCGAACUCCGCCCCGUCGCGAUCGUGAUCGUGAAGAACGAGAUCGCCGCGAACGUCAUAGCGGAAGUAGCCGAAAAAGAAGUCGUUCGCGUUCUAAUGAUCGUGAUCGCCGUCGUGACCGAGAUCGUGACGAUCGAAGGGGUUCGGGAAGAGACAGAGACCGUGAUCGUGACAGGCGGAAUCGUCGAUAUUGAGAGUCAUUCUAUGUGGCAUCAGAAUUUGUUUCAAUCAACACUAUCUUCAUACAAACUACCUUUCCUACACUAAUUUGUAUUCGACUGUAUUUUUUUCAAUAUGGUUUUAUCUUAUUCUGUCAAAUAUACUGUAUAGAAGCUGUGCUGUGGUUGGUGUUAUUCUUUCUGUCUCAAGUGAUAUCACCUUUCGGCGGCUGUUCUCGUAGCGUAACUUAUCGUUGGUCUUAAGGUCUGUCAAACUGUUACAAGUCUUAUCAUUGUUUCUUUUGUACGUAACAAUAAACGUUUGUUGCAA
Molecule: messenger RNA, 1370 nt
Organism: Cylicocyclus nassatus
Lineage: Eukaryota; Metazoa; Nematoda; Chromadorea; Rhabditida; Strongylidae
Source: the annotation of a GenBank genome assembly